CUGCGUUGGAGGCACAGUUAUAGUCUUAUGAGUGCCACGGCGCAGAUGCAUUCCUCAAGACCUGAAAUGACCCCCCCAUUUCUAUAAGGCUUAACGAGGUCUUGGAAAUUGGUACGCUAAAUGGUAAUCAACUAAUAUGACGUCAAACCUUGUAAUUUACAGAGUAGCUACAGCUGCGUCUAAAGUGUUUCGUCUUAUCGUUAACGGAAAGGAAAAUGGGCUUUUCCUAUGGUGUCUUUCGGGUAACUAAAGGCAGAAGCCUCCAAUUACAGCUUGUCAGCCGACGUACUGGAUUGCACUCUGCAGUACACUGUGUACUGGCUGGAUGACAGCACAACAGGACACAAAGCCCAGCUCCAUGCUUGACGCCAAACAUCAUCUUGGCAAUGGAUGCCCUCCUCAGUAAUCAAUAUGGUUAUGCUUGAGACCCGACGCCCUGCCCCCAGCGUUAUGAUUAGUGCCAAGAUUACAGCUCCUCUUGACGUCCGUUCAGCUCCUGCUUUCGCCGUCUCCGGAGCAGGAGUGGCAGUUGGCGGGAUGGGGAGCUUAAGAAACAACUACACGAAAGGCAAACAAGAAUAACAGCCCUUAGCGAAAAACAAAAGCUGGCUGUGAGGGGCUGUCCCGUGGGGAACUCCAAGCCCCUCCCCCUCAUCAAGCCGCCCGGCCAGAGCAUAGCCAUCUCCGUGGUGCCGGCCAAGGCUCCCGUCUCCAUGGUGACCGCGCACAUCAACGGGCAGAAGGCUUUGGGGCCCGAGCCGCUGCAGAUGGCCCCCAUCAACCUGCAGACGGCCGGCAGGGUGUCGGGGGCCGGGGGCCAUGGCGGGGGGCACGGGCUGAGCAGGAGAGCCGCGGAGCCUCUUCACUCACAGAUGCUGGGAACCCUCACCUCUGUCCCCCUAAAGGUGCCUCAGGUCAGCUCUCUGCACCGGUUGGCCAUUCAGGCCCCCACCGUGCUACCUCAGGUCAGGCCAAAGACGUUGAUCCCAGACAGCCUUCCCCACAGCCCGAGUCAGGAGCAGGCCCUUCGGCCGCCGGGCCUGCAGAGGGUGACGGCGGUGGUGAGCCCCCGGACGGGGGGCCCCGCCCUCCCCACGCCCAACAGCACGGCCGGGCCCCUGCCGCUGGCCAAUGGGCAGCCGGAGCCCGUCUCCGCCUCCAUCAGCAGCGCGGGCGUGGCCUACGCCAUCAUCUCCGCCUCGUCCGCCGCCGCCAGCGAGGCCGUCAAGGUCCAGCCGCUGCUGCUCAGCGCCGACAGCAAGGUGAUCAUAAUCCAGCCGCAGGCGCCUGGCAGCUCCCACGCCUCGCCCCAGCCACAGCCCGACAGCCCCGUCCGGGAUGCCACGCCCUCCCCCUCCCCCUCCCCUCCAGCCAAAAAGAAGAGAGAGGAGGACCCUGAGAAAAUUGCCUUCAUGGUGGCGCUCGGGCUGGUCACAACAGAGCACCUGGAAGAAAUCCAGAGCAAGAGGCAGGAGAGGAAGAGAAGAAGCACAGCCAACCCGGCCUACAGCGGCCUGUUCGAACCCGAGCGUAAACGCCUUGCUUCACAUUACCUGAGCAGCCCCAUGUUCCUGUCAGCCCGAGACACUGAGGAUCUUUGCUGGAAGGAGGACUCGGAGCGUGAGGAGAUCUGUGCCGUGUGCAAAGAGGACGGAGAGCUCCAGCCCUGCCACAGCUGCGCCCGCGCCUACCACCCCGACUGCCUGCAGCCCCCCCUCAAGACCCCGCCCAAGGGGCCCUGGAUGUGCCCCAAAUGCCAGAAGAAGGUACUAAACAAAGACCUGUCGUGGCCCCAGAGCUUCAUUCAGUCUUACAUGACACACAAAACAGUGCGGGAGGAGGAGAAGAGGAGGCUGAUGAGGAGGAACGGCGAGCUGAAGGAGGAGUGGGCGGCGCUGGACGAGCAGGACACGCGGCUGAGCCACGCCCUCACGGAAUGCAUGGAGCUGAAGGAGAGCCUUCUGGGACGGCAGAGGGACACCCAGGCCUCCCUGGAGCGCCUAAAAGCCCUGGUCCGGCUCAUUCAGAGGGACCAGGUCAUCCAGGUCACCAUGACGGCCACCACCACCACCGGGGCCUCCCUGCUCUCCUUGCCUUGGAUCAAACCCGCCGGCGCGUCUGCGUCGCCCCCUGCUGCCACCGCACCGCUACUGCAGAAAAGCGUGCCCCACACCCAAGGCAACAACUGAUCCCCCCCCCCGACACUCACACACAGCCCUCCUGAACCGACUGGCCCCCUUGCCAAAUUCUUGGCUCACUACCCUUUUGCGUAUACUCCAAAAUAAAAACAAGCUUACAAAAGUUUUUUUUUUUUUUUUUUUUUUUCCUUUCCUUUUUAAAUGUUUGAUGGACAAUUGAAAAGGUAUUCAUUUAGUAAAGGAAAAAAACAUUCAACCAAUGAGGAGGCUUCAGGAACCUUCGUGGCCAAACGAUAUAUCCCACACAUGGUUCCAGACAAGUAUUUUAUAAACCCAACACCUUCAGUGCUUACAAUAUUUUUUUUACUAAUUGUUUUUUUAUUUAUGAAUAUUCUUGGCCUUAAUGUAUUUAUGAAUAAUAAUGCCUGUCCCGGAUAUAUGGAAAAAAAUAAGUAUUCUGUGAGGCGAGCAAAGAUUUGUUUUUUUUUUUUAACAAUAAUAAUUGUUCGGCAUAUAAGGGGGGAGAACUUUAGCAACUUGUUGUAGUAGUCAGAGAAAUGAAAAUAAUAUAAAAUUGAAAAGGCCUGUACAUUGAUAUAUCCAAGUACUUGUUAUGAUACUUGUUCUUAUCCUCCUAUGAACAAUGUUCGCCAUAUUAAUUCAGGUGAAAGUGGGGAAGGGGAAAUUUUUUCAUUGUGUAUGUAUGAAUCUUAUGAGCCUUCAAAACAAAACAGAGAAUAACUUUUUUCAGUAUUAAUAUAGUUGAGAUCAAAAAAGUAUUUAAAAAAAAGACAGAAUUUAGCAUUUCUAGUGGAGAAUUUAGUAUUUUCAUGCCGAUGCCUGUUGAUAAAGCGAAUGGAGGUAGCGAAGGAGGGUUUGCUGUACAGAUGUUGUAUUGUUCUUGCAGGUCCUUCCGUCUUUUCUUUCGGCCGUUUAGGAAUCACGCAGCUGCCGGCUGGAGCUCUUAUGACCGGUGCAGCCAAACACAGACGUUUUUUUUUUUUUUUUUUUACGGUUUUUUGUGUUCUUAUAAGUGCGUGAUUCUCUGUCCAUUACCUCCUAUCACCAGUAUAGAGAUUAUGCCAAAAAAAAUUUCUUAACAUUUUUGUACUGGGACCUCCGUCGUCUUUGCAGAUUCUUUCCCCUUAUAAUUUUCCCUGCCUACCUGCUUUUUUUUUUUGUUUUUUGUUUUUUGCUUCAGUAAGUGAGAUGGUUAUCGCUGAGCUAAGUGUCCAAUUGAUUUGAAGGAUAUUUUUUUUUGUGUGUGUCUACUAUACAUUGCAAAUGAACACUGCCUCAAUGUAGGACUAAGUGAAACCUCUAAGGUUCUCUUAUAGGCUAUACUUAAAUACAUAUAAGUUACACACACAGAUAUAAAGAGAGAGAAAAAAACCUGUUCCGGAUUUUACUCCGCGCAGUUAUCCAAUUAACCGCCAGAAAGCGGUGUCUCUCACUCUAAAUGGACCCCCUGUGGUGGGACGUGCUUGACAACUAAAGCGAUUUGAUUUUAUUUUUUGCUUAAGUAUUUACUGGAUUUUUUAAUUUAAGAAAUGUGAAAUAAUGCAGUAUCCCUGCCCAGACAGCUGUUCGUACAAAAAAGUUCAGUGAAUUGAUAGAGGAAAAAACUAACUUUAACCCCCCCCCCCCCCCAAAUGUCCGCGAACAAACAUCAGAUUACUAAAUAUUUCGUUUAAGAAAAUGGGUACGCACUGCUCGAGACCAACGCACGCAGAUUUCUCUUUAAUAUGAUAACUGGGAGGUUGACAGAUUACACAUCCACCCAUCUGACGUUCUGGUAGUUCACGUGCAUCUUUUGUUUGAUGGACAGUUGUGCUACAUCCAACGAACAUACAUCUGUCCAUUACAGAAAAAAACAUUUCAAAUGUAUUUUUGCGGCAUGGGGUGCCUCGCAGCAGUGUCCCAAAAUAAUUUAGACUCCACAAUUCGUUUAAUAGAUUCUUUUUAUGUAAGGGUUAAAUUUACCCGUCGUUGUGCAAUGCCCACCUUACUGAAUUAAAUAUACAGUAACUGUAGUGGAUUCUGUAUUUGCUUCGGGACCCCCAAGGCCUUAUCAUAAUGCAAAGAUUUUCUGACACGACGCCCAAUUAAUUGCAUGUAUUUAAACCCAAGGGCUUUCAAUGUACAACAAAAAUGACAAUUUGUGUGAUGAUAUAUGAACAAUAUAAAAUAUCUUACAUUUAGAAGCAUGUUUUGGGUCUUCCAACAGGAAAAUCCCUCAAUAGGGAGUGACACCUUAAUUCAAUGCGAAAGGUUUCAAUGCAUUUGAGUGUUAACAUUUGGAACGAAAAAACAGGCAGUUGUUACUAUUUUAAUACAGAUUUUGUGCGUCUUCUCGCAUUGUUCUUUGUUUCAUGGACAACACACAGGACCAAGGGACCUUUUUCAUAUCGUUUUGUUUCAUCGUACAGAAAAUUAUACUCAAUACAAACACAUUGACUGUUAAUACUGAUAUAGAUAGGAUAUACAGCAGAUGCAAGAAUGUAAACGGCACCCAACGCAUAUCAUUCGCUCAACAAAAUUGUGGAUUUGCUGGAUUUUUCCCCCCAGCGUUGCUCAGCAACGGUACGUCAAGGAUACUGCACAGGCUCUAGUUGUACGACCUGAGUACCGGUUACUGUGACAGGAAAGCAAAACUCAUCCACCAGGGGGGAGGAGGGAUAUGUUUGAAUAAUAAAUAGAAAAUAACCAUAUCAGUGCACCACAUCACGUCACGGCAAGGACGCGCUCUUACGCGUUGGCUCUCUGAAACGUAUACCAGGCUCCUUCCGCCCCAUGCCGAAUUCUCCGGGAGAAACUGUGCACUGCUUUACAGAUCUAUUUUAAUACAACUCGACACUACGUUGAACAAAAUGUUUUUAUAUUCUUUUAUCAAUGAACAAAGAAAAAAGGAGGAAAAACAUUUGAAAUACUACUACGGUUAUUGUUCGCCAAUUAUGCAUUUGACGUGGCUUGCAAUGUUCAAUGUAUUUGUAUUUUUAUUUAUUUAUUUAUUUAUUUAUUUAUUGCCAGAAAGAGUGGGUUAGCAGAGAGAAGACAGCACUUGAUUUUAGAUGGAAAUGUCUUUGGGACUGUUGAAAUAGUGUUUUUUCGUUGUCAUUAAUAAGGGACUGUCCAGUGGAUAGUAUGUAUAGGAAAGUGUUUGUCUUAUGCCAAUGUAGUUUUUUCUUCUUUAUAAUGCAUUAAAAUUGAUUGAUGGAACUUUGGUGGAUGAAGAAGAGCGGUCUCACUUUUUCGGUGUUGAAUUGGGAAAAUUUGAAGCGGUGAGUAAAGGAUAGGGAAGUAACGAGAGUUUAACCAUUCCGGCUUUUCUUGCGCGCGAGCCUGCCUGUGUUCAGAAAUAGACCGUUAUUCGCAUCUCAGAUUCUCGGUUUGGAUACUCGGUAGUACUUCUAAAUAAACAUUAUACCUCGUGAACAUUUGAAUACUGCAAAAACGUUCGUUGAUAAAGUAUUUCAUAUUAGUUGUGUCAAUCUAAGUAGGAUUAUACUAACACCAGUUUUUGGUUACAAAAAAUAAAAAUAAACCUGCAAUUGCUUUACUGGACGCAAAGUGCACCUAUUAAGAUUUAAAUUACAGCUGUUGAAUUGUAGGAUACUUGUUGCUACAUGCAUAAAAUAUCGUGCAUUCACACUUGUGUAAAAAUAGACAGAAUGCAUUAUGGUUAACUAAUAUGCAUAAGUACAUGACCCACAAUUCAUUUAAUGCAUUAUCACAACUGUCAAUAUGCACUUUCUGAAUAUUUUGUGUCACAGUACUGGCCGCAAUGCCUUUCGUUCAUAUCGAACCAACAUGAGCUUGAUUAUAUGGGAUUUUAUAAACUCCUCAAAAGAAGUUUGGAAAUUUGUGUUUGGUCGGUCAUAUCUGUUGUCACUGUAUUAUUAGCAUUGUAUGUUGUAUCAUUGGAAAGCCUGUUGAAACAGUCAGGAGCCUCAGUAGCAUGUGGAAGAACCAUACACAGCCACAACAGCCUGGCACCACCCCCUCAUGCUGGCCACCAGCCUGGUCACGCAUUGCUCUGG
Messenger RNA from Anguilla rostrata (American eel), 6178 nucleotides. It is a transcript of the gene phf21b, whose product is annotated as PHD finger protein 21B. The record is from RefSeq and is a predicted model, not a curated record. Lineage: Eukaryota; Metazoa; Chordata; Actinopteri; Anguilliformes; Anguillidae. The transcript is spliced from 17 exons. The coding region runs from base 714 to 2189 and encodes 491 amino acids.